AUGCGGCUUUGCGAAGGCUUCCAAGGGGUGGGCGCAAAAAAAAGAGAGAUCCAAAUCCCUCCAAUGAAUGGCAAGGGAGAACGAAUCCCGCCAAUGAAAAGCUGCCGAUUCAAGGAGCCAACCCCCACGCACGCAAAUACAGGUACAACGGGCCUCGAGAGGCGGGGACGUGUAACGGAAUCGUCGUAGCCAACCGGCUCCUCCGGAAGGGAGAGCGACGCGCCUAUCCUCCACUGAGAAAGAAGGGUUGUCGACAAAAGGGCGGAGCUAGCGGACGAAUGGCACGUCGGGUAGCCAUGGCUACCCAGCAAGGAGAGAUUUGGGGCGCGCGGGGUGGGGGUUGGUAUGUUCAGAUUUCAAGUGAGGAAAUCGAUGAAAAAGAAAAUAAAUAUCAAAGAGUGUGGGGGAAAAGCACUCGACAGCGUUAUCCCAGUAAAACAUCCAGCAACGCUAGUUAGCGCAGUCAGACGUGCACAUGAGGUGGUGGUUUCACGUGUAUUAGGGUUACAUUUAUAUCGCACCUUUCAUCACCAAUGAGCUCAAGGGCGGCAUGCCUCCUUCCCACUCAUCAUCACACCAGCCCUGUGAGGUAGGCUAUCUUGCCACCUCAGUACAUAAUGAAACACUUUCCCCUGCCCAUAUGUACCUCGAGGGGACCUGCCUUAAUGUCAAGAGGCAGGGAGUUCCAAAGGGCAGGUGCAGCUACACUGGGAGUGCAUUAUCGAGCACUUGUAAAAGCACACACUAUGCAGAUCAAAGAAGCUGAAUGGGCACUUGUGGGGCAGCUUCCUGUGUUCCCAGACCUUUGAGCAAAAUUUAGAAGGAGUGAUCCCAUUCACUUAUAGGAAUGUUCUUGCUGAUUCAAAUCCUCUUUCCUUAUUUAGAGAGAGAAAAAUAA
Messenger RNA from Podarcis lilfordi (Lilford's wall lizard), 898 nucleotides. The record is from the annotation of a GenBank genome assembly. NCBI's taxonomy places the organism in Eukaryota, Metazoa, Chordata, Lepidosauria, Squamata, Lacertidae.